Molecule: messenger RNA, 1731 nt
Organism: Mercenaria mercenaria
Lineage: Eukaryota; Metazoa; Mollusca; Bivalvia; Venerida; Veneridae
Product: E3 ubiquitin-protein ligase TRIM56-like
Exons: 1
Coding region: 1-1716 (571 amino acids)
Biological process (GO): positive regulation of DNA-templated transcription
Cellular component (GO): nucleoplasm; chromatin
Molecular function (GO): ubiquitin-protein transferase activity; zinc ion binding
Source: RefSeq, a predicted model, not a curated record
AUGGCAGGACGAGGCACAGACCAGUCAAAACUUGACUGCAGUAUAUGUUUAAGCGCGUUUAAGGAUCCCAAAAUACUGCCAUGCUUCCAUACUUUCUGUCUCCAGUGUUUAGACGAGUACGUGAUCAGAAAUGAACAGACUGGAAAAUUCGAAUGCCCUUUAUGUCGUGUUGAUACCGAAAUUCCAGUGGGUGGGGUAAAGUCAUUUCAGUCUAAUUUCUACAUCCGGGAAGGCAAUACUUCGGAGCAGGACAUAGACUGCGACGUUUGCGGGGAAGGAUAUGAAGCGACCCAUUAUUGUACGGACUGCGAGGAAAAUUUCUGUGAGCGGUGCACAACUUCCCACAUGAAAAUGAAAAUGUCACGUGAACAUGCAUUUAUACAGUUGAAGGCAUUGUCUAAGAAGAACCAGAAUUACACCAGGAAGAUACAGAAGAAAUAUUUCUGUCCCCAACACAAGGGAGAAGAAAUAAAAAUGGUAUGUAAAGAAUGUGGCACUAAACUUUGUGUUGUUUGUAAACUGACAGAGCAUGAAAAUCACAACACAUCCAGUAUAGCUAAAGAAGCAGACGACAGACGAGCAGCACUGUUGACCUCAGUUACGAUCGCCAAAGACCAUCUUGAUUCGCUUGAAUCAAAUAAAUGUAUAGCAAGCCAUCUCGCAACUGGCAUGGAAAAAGAACUUGAGAUGAAUAUUGCUUUACUUGAUAAACGGUUGAAAUCAGUUAUCGCAAAAGUAAAACAGGAUGCUGACAUCAUCAAACAGGAGUUGAUCAGAAGUCACACCAAGGCGAAAGACUAUUAUUUGGAGAAGGGAAAAUUAAUACGCGGUAAACUAAUGGAAAAUGAAGCGGUUAUCAAUCACGCACAGAAUGUUGUAGAAUUAGGGGAUGAUAGUCAUGUGUUGGACUCAAAACUGGUCUCAAAACUACAAUCGUUAGCACUACUAGAAGAACGUUUUACGUAUCAUGAACGCUUGAUAUUUGCAGCAAGUAGUUCAGAAGUAACAGUUGAUAUGCUUGGGGAAACGUCCACAAUUAGUUCACGUGUAACUGUUGCAGAGCUUGGUGAGUUAAUAUGCUACCCGGGAACUAUACAAGCGAACGCUUUUUCAAUGAAUGCAGGACGAUUGUAUGCUGCAUUUACUGAUUGGCACUCAUUUUUAUAUCAUGAAACUGAAACAUCAGAGUCUUACUUUACUGACAAGUUGCACGAUUAUGGUACUUUUACAGGUACCUCUGCAGGUUUAACUUUUAUUGACAGUGACUUGUACUCUACAAGUGUAUUAGACAAGACUGUGUAUAAACUAAAAAUACCAGAGCACUUGCAGCAAACGUUUAUGUCGUUUGAUGAUUACCCUCAUGGUAUAGCACACAGGUCUGUCAAAAACAGUGAUAAGGAACAAGAACUCCUUAUCUGUAUUCUGAAGAGUGGCACAAUACCGGGUAUUGAUGCAAGCGAAGGCUGUGUUAUUGCUGUCUCCGUAACCGAUAAGAAACAAUACACGUGGCGCAAUAAAGAGAUGCCAGGUCCAACAUGCAUAGCAACAAAUGAAUUUGAUGGAACCGUUUGUCUUGGAUAUCCAGCUGCCCAUAGAGUGACAUGGAAUUCAUCAGAUGGAACAGUACUGUCAGUGAUACCAGCUUUGAGUAUUGCAAUUAAAAUUUUCGUAAUGCUGUGUAUUGCAAUUAAAAUGUUCGUAAUGACCUUGUUAUAGAUACCAGGUCUGUGU